Moesziomyces antarcticus is the source of this 2397-nucleotide messenger RNA. RefSeq names its product polyadenylate-binding protein. Gene Ontology annotation, molecular function: mRNA binding. Gene Ontology annotation, cellular component: nucleus; cytoplasm; ribonucleoprotein complex. The transcript has a single exon. Lineage: Eukaryota; Fungi; Basidiomycota; Ustilaginomycetes; Ustilaginales; Ustilaginaceae. The record is from RefSeq and is a predicted model, not a curated record. The coding region runs from base 1 to 2397 and encodes 798 amino acids.
AUGGCCGACUCGAUCUAUGCGCCCCACAACCAGCACAAGCUCGACGCCGCAAGAGCCGCAAACACGACUGCCGAUUCACCCGCAUCCCCGGCCUCGCCCGCGCCUCCUGCUGCCACAAAAGCAAGCGACGCCGAUGCUGCUAAAGCCUCCUCUCCGCAGCCAGACCAGCACGACGAUGCCGAAGACCGCCCGCACCCUCACCUUACCCGGCCUCUGCUCUACAUCAGCGGCGUCGACCCUGCAAUGACGGACAAGGAACUCGCCGGCCUCGUCUUCGAAAAGGUGCUGCCCGUCCGACUCAAGAUCGACCGCAACGUCGCCCAAGGCCAGACCGCCAGCGGCACCGUCGAGUUUCAAACGCUCGACAAGGCCGAGAAGGCCUACGCCACCGUCCGUCCGCCCUUCCAGCUCUCCAUCGAUGCAGCCGGCGCCGACGCCGACCCCGUCGCUUCCGCAAAACCCAGGCUCAUCAAGCAGCUCCCCGCCAACUCCGACGAUGCGCUCGUCUACGACCUCUUCCGCCGCUUCGGUCCGCUCCGACGCGCGCACUGCCUGCUCACCAACCCCGCAGGCGUACACACCGGCUUCAAAGGCAUGGCCGUGCUCGACUUCUACUCGGAGCAAGACGCUCAGCUCGCACAGACCGAGAUGCACUGCGCCGACGUCGGCGGAAAGACCAUCUCGGUCGCCCUCGACACCUCCGUCCGCAAAGUGAGCUCCAGCCUCAGCGACUUCCGUGCCUCGGCCCAGCCCUUUGUGCCCGGCAACGGCUUGAGUGCCGCUGCGCCCUCGUUUGCGCCUACCGUUUCCGGCUCGCGCUCUGUCUCGGCUGGCUCCUCGGCCUCCAUCUACCCCAAUCCAGCCGCCGCCGCAACGCAUGACAACCACGCCGCCGCCGCUCCCAAGGGCGCGCGCUCGCUGCAGUACUCGAACCAGGCAUCCACGUACGUCGACCCGUGCAAUCUGUUCAUCAAGAACCUCGACGGCGCCAUCAGCUCCAACGACCUCUUUGACACUUUCAAGGCGUUCGGCCACAUUGUCUCGGCGCGCGUCAUGCGCGACAAUGACGGCAAGAGCCGCGAGUUUGGAUUCGUGAGCUUCACCACGCCCGACGAGGCGCACCAUGCGCUCCAGGCCAUGGACAACGCCAAGCUCGGCGCGCGCAAGAUCACCGUGCGUCUGCACGAGCCCAAGACGAUGCGCCAGGAGAAGCUCGCUGCGCGCUUCGCCGCCGCACACGGCGAGACCAACGAGGCGGCCGACGCGUCGGGCAGUGCGGCCAACGCGCGGACGGCCGAGCCGACAGCCAGGGCGGACAAGCGCCAGAGCAGGAGCUACUUCCAGGCAGGCGUACCGGCUGAUGCCAACGGGCUGGCGGACGAGGAGCAGCUGCGCUCGCUCACGGGCGUCGUGCGCGACGAGCUGCUCUCGGGCGAGUUCACGCGCCGCGUGCAGAAGCUGUCGUCGGUCGACGACGCGCAAGUGGACGGCAUCGUUUCGGAGCUGCUCAAGCUCAGGCUGGGCGAGGCGGUCGAGGCGCUCAACAACCCCAUCUCGCUCGUACAGAGGGUCAACGAGGCGCGCGAGCAUCUGCCUGCUGCUGCGGCGGCAGCGUCGCCUACCGCCCCGGCUAGGGGUGCGCUCUCGGCAGACAAGCCGGGUCAGCUGGGCGUGCAGACGCAGCGCAGCGUCUCGAGCACCUCUUCCAUCGGCGGCGACGGUACGGCGGCGGCAUCGGCCAAGGAGCGCGAGCGUCUGCUCAAGGCGGUGCAGUCGGUCACCGAAGCGGGCGCACCCGUCGAAGACAUCACCGACAUGCUCGCGAGCCUGCCCAAGAAGGACCGUGCGCUGGCGCUGUUCAACCCGGAGUACCUGCGGCAGAAGGUGGACGAGGCCAAGGACAUUAUCGACAUUACCGACGACAGCGGCGAGGACCUCACGCCCGCACGCCCCUCCGAGCCCACGCCUGCUGCUGCAACCCCCACAGCCUCUGCUUCCUCGGAGCCGGCGGCAACGACCGCAAGCAACGGCGCGUCGGAUGGCAAGGAAUACACGCUGUCGUCGCUAGCGGCUCUUCCCGCGGUGGAGAUUGUGCGCCUUGCGAGUGGCGGUGCGAUUCGCGGCGUAGACCUGCGCGCGCCCGAUGCCGCCGUGGUGGCGGCCACCGACGCGUUCAUCGACUCGCUGCAGGGCAAGGCGGCGCACGACCAGAAGCAGAAGCUGGGCGACCAGCUCUUCAAAAAAGUGCGCAGCUUCGGCGUCAAGGGCGCGCCCAAGAUCACCAUCCACCUGCUCGAUUCCGAGGACUUGCGUGCACUGGCGCAUCUGAUGAACGAGUACGACGAGGUGCUGCGCGAAAAGGUGGAGCAAAAGGUGGCGGCGGGGCUCAACAAGUAG